Perognathus longimembris pacificus (Pacific pocket mouse) is the source of this 1326-nucleotide messenger RNA. RefSeq names its product zinc finger protein 501-like. Gene Ontology annotation, molecular function: DNA-binding transcription factor activity, RNA polymerase II-specific; RNA polymerase II transcription regulatory region sequence-specific DNA binding. The record is from RefSeq and is a predicted model, not a curated record. Lineage: Eukaryota; Metazoa; Chordata; Mammalia; Rodentia; Heteromyidae. Gene Ontology annotation, cellular component: nucleus. Gene Ontology annotation, biological process: regulation of transcription by RNA polymerase II. Bases 1 to 1326 code for a protein of 441 amino acids. The transcript has 5 exons.
AUGGCGUUGGAACUAGGCUUCCCGGAAUUUCCUUCUCUGCAUCGGUCUAGUUUAGUGUGGGCCACAACAGGAAUAUUCCAAGAAUGUAGAAUGGCCUUACCUGAAUUGGCUGGAGUCAGGAUCACAGAUCUGCACUGCCGGAGAGGGCAAUUUGAGCAACUAGAGGCCGGAUCUUCUGGCACCUUUUUGGUUCUGCUAAAGAAUGAUGAGAGUGAGGAUCAAAGAGGGAAAGUGACUUCUCCAAAGUCACAGAGUAAUCGAAUCAAAUCAAGGGCUACUGAGCUCAUCUCUGACCAGAGCAGAAACGUGAGGGGGGAGGAAGAAGAGGAAGAAGUGAUGGCUGCUUCCCAGGAAACUCCAGCCCAGGUCGAGUUGACAUUUGAGGACAUGGCCGUGGAGUUCUUCACGGGAGAGUGGCGAUACCUGUCCUGGGCUCCGCAAGUUCUGUACAGGGAGGUCAUGCUGGACAACUACGAGAAUCUGCUGUCCGUGGGUCUUAAUGUCUCUAAUCCAGACCUCAUCACCUGUCUGGAGGAAGGAAAAGAGCCCUGGAAAGGGAGCAGAAAGGAACCAUCAAGAAGAACUAGAGAUGAGCAGUCUACAGAGCCACAGUACCCAUGUAAGCAAUGUGGGAGAACCUUCUGGAAAUACUCUGCCCUCGCUCUUCACCAGGGAAUCCACUGCGAAAAGCAACCCUAUCAAUGUAAUGAAUGUGGGAAAACUUUUCCCUACUACUCUAAGUUCUACAGCCAUCGGCAAAUCCACAUAGGGAAGAAACCUUUCAAGUGUCAGCAGUGUGACCAGUGUUUUGAGCAUCUGUCCAGAUGUGAUGCAUGUGAUAAGUCCUUCAGGCAGAGUGGGGAUCUGAUAAAACACCAGCGCAUCCACACUGGAGAGAGACCUUACCAGUGUCCCCACUGUGACAAAUCCUUUAAACAAAGCUCAGCAUCUAAGCGACACCAGAGAACCCACACCAGGGAGAAACCCUAUGAGUGUGAACAGUGCGGCAAGACUUUCAUGAAUAGCUACAACUUCAAAGAACAUAGGGGGUCACACACAGGAGAGAAAAGCUACAAAUGUGAGCAGUGCCACAAAACCUUCAUAUUCAGUACGAGCCUUAGAAAACACCAGACAACCCACAAUAAGGACAAACCUCAUGCAUGCAAACCCUGUGGUGAGACUUUCCAGGAUUUCUCUGAUCUCAAACGACAUGUGAAUACCCACCCAGAAGAGAAACCCUACACAUGUGAACAGUGCCACAAAUCCUUCAAAUCCAGCUAUGGCCUUAGAAGACACCACAGUGUGCACACCAAGGAGAACUCAUGA